AUGGGCCGGAACGUUCCGGUCGGCGUUAACGUGAUCUGGAACAGCUCCACCAAACCUGAAUCGUUGAUUCAUGAAGUGGUGACCGAGAUCGUGGCUGCGUUUGUGGCGUUUGACGGCCUGGUCGAUUACGCCACCAUCAAUUUCGCCUGUCCCAACAUCCGGGGCGAAAGCCACUUUGAUGACAUCGCCAAUGUGAGGCUGCUGUUUGAGGCCCUGGAUGCACACAAACCCGCCGUUCCCGUGUUCCUGAAGUUCCGCCACCGUGACGACCCGCGCUGGAUGAAUGAUCUGGUCGCCCUGAGCCUGCAGUUCCCCUGGGUCAGGGGCUUCAUACCCAUUGUUCAUGUGAUGCGCCUGAUGAACGAAGGUGCAGCGCAAGGCGUUGCGCCCCUGAAGGCCAGCAUUUCCGGUGCGCCACUCAAGGGUGCGACGAUUGAGGUGAUCCGCCUCUGGUACCAGAAGAUUGAUCGCCGCAAGCAUGUGCUGGUGGCAACCGGCGGCAUCUCGUCGGCGGCUGACGUGUUCGAGGCGAUGGCUGCGGGUGCAACAGCUGUUCAGGUGUUCACCACCAUGGUCUACAACGGACCGCAUGGCAUCCACCCAGGAUUUGACCGGAUCAACAUGCGCUUUGCCCCGCCUGCCGGUCAUCACGGGCAGGAACAAGGUCAUUGCAUGACAGCCUCCCAUCAGCGGGAUGAAAAGGCAGACGUCGUGGUGGUGGGUGCAGGGGGUGCGGGCUUGAUGGCUGCCUGCAUCGCGGCGCGCGCAGGCAGCCGCGUCGUGCUGCUUGAAAAAGCGCCGCGCAUUGGCGGAACCACUGCGCUGGCGGUCGGCUCGAUCAUGGCCUCUGGCACGCAGCAACAGCGCGAUGCCGGCAUCACCGACAGCGCUGCCGACCAUGCAGAAGACCUUGCCGCGGUGGCGCGCGCCUUCGGCAUUUCUGACAACGCCGAUCUCAGUCGCCUCAUGGCGACACAUGCUGCAGAGGCCGUCGGGUUUCUGCACUCUAUCGGCGUCGUGUUUGCAAAUCCCUUGCCGCAACCGCCGCAUCGCCAGCCGCGCCUGCAUCAGGUCGUGCCGGGAUCGGCCUCAUAUGUCCAUCAUCUGGAACGCGCAUGCCAUAAAGCCGGUGUGGCCAUCCAUGUCAGCACCGCCGUUACGCGGCUUGUGCAGGCCAAUGGCCGUGUGGCGGGCGUUGAAGUGAAAGACGCGUACGGGGCUACACGAACAAUUUUUGCGGUGCAGGGCGUGAUCCUGGCAUCGGGUGACAUCGCCGGAAACGCAGCCCUGCUCAAAACGCAUGUCGGUGAGGGGCUGGACGGUAUCGAGGUGCUCAACCCUUGGUGUACCGGGGAUGGCCACACCAUGGCCGAGGCGGCCGGUGCAAGGAUUGUUUCAAGAACAGACUACGGCGCAGGUGAACUCGCACAGAUGCGUUUCGUUAAACCGGAAAAACCGAACUGGACGCAGCGCAUUCCGCCUUUCAGGGGCAUUGCCUGGCUCAUUAAAACCGCCCUGCAAUACCCGCCGGCGGUGGCACUGCUCAGGCCUUUUGUGCUGAAGUUCCUGACCACGGCUUUGGGCGUGGACCGCGGCCUGUUUGUGCAGGGUGCGUUGCUCAUCAACAAGCGCGGCGAGCGUUUUGCCGAUGAGCUCGGCGGCACCAUCCUGCAGGAUGUCGGCCACCAUGAGCGCACGGCAGACAAGCCUGGCGGCGCAUCGGGCACGCCCAACCUCCUGCUGCCCCGGCAGCCCGGUGGCGUGGGCUAUAUCGUGUUUGACGAGCGCAUCGCGCGCCAGUUCUCACGCUGGCCGCAUUUCAUCUCGACAGCGCCCGGUGUGGCUUAUGCCUAUGUCGACGACUAUCGGCGUGCGAGGCCUGAUAUUUUUCAUUCGGCGCCCACCCUGGCCGGUCUGGCCUUGCGUCUCGGCAUGGAUGCAGGCGCGCUGCAGGCAAGCGUUAACGCCGCCAUAGACGAGCGUGGCGACAAGGCUCUGGCUGGUGGCCCGUUUUACGCGCUGGGCCCCAUCAAGUCAUGGCUGCUGGUGACGCCUGUCGGGCUGGCUGUUAAUACAAGACUCGAGGUGCUUGAUACCCGGGGCCACGCCAUCGAUGGCCUCUACGCUGCAGGCGGCGUGGGGCAGGGCGGUUUCACCAACAUUGGCCACGGCCAUGGCCUGGCCUGGGCGUUUACCAGCGGUUUGCUGGCGGGACGACACGCUGCGGCCAGAACAAGACACACAUGA
Molecule: messenger RNA, 2247 nt
Organism: Ostertagia ostertagi
Lineage: Eukaryota; Metazoa; Nematoda; Chromadorea; Rhabditida; Trichostrongylidae
Source: the annotation of a GenBank genome assembly